Messenger RNA from Phytophthora infestans T30-4, 2172 nucleotides. RefSeq names its product bardet-Biedl syndrome 2 protein. The coding region runs from base 1 to 2172 and encodes 723 amino acids. Gene Ontology annotation, cellular component: motile cilium; membrane; ciliary basal body. Gene Ontology annotation, molecular function: protein binding. The record is from RefSeq and is a predicted model, not a curated record. NCBI's taxonomy places the organism in Eukaryota, Oomycota, Peronosporomycetes, Peronosporales, Peronosporaceae. The transcript is spliced from 2 exons. Gene Ontology annotation, biological process: non-motile cilium assembly.
AUGUUACCUGCUUUCCAAGUACAUUUGCACCAGCCGAUUCUUGAGCGUGUAGCACAAGUAGGAAAGUUCGACGGUCGCCACCCCGCGUUGGCAUGCGGCACUACUGCGGGCAAAGUAUUCAUCCACUCGCCAAACGAGAACACCUUUCGGGAUAACUCGGAGGCAGAUGACAGCGACCAAAGUAGCGUGCGUUUCCUCAAGAUCAAUCGCAAGGUCACGGCACUGGCAGCCGGCAAGUUCGAGAACGCAGAUCAGGGCGACACGCUCGUAGUGGGCACACAAUCCAGCUUGCUGGCUUACGACGUGGAGAAGAACUCCGACAUCUUCUAUAAGGAUGUUCCCGAUGGCGUGAGUGCCAUGCUCUUCGCACCUGCACCACGCACUGCCUCGUUGGUAAACUCUCCGUCUCAGAUGGUCGUGGUGGGCGGAAACUGCUCGCUGCAAGGCUUCGGUCGGGACGGUGGUGAGCUCUUCUGGACAGUCACUGGAGAUCAUGUUCGUGCACUGACAGUGAAUGUGACUGGCCAUGGACGCGAUGAACUCAUUGCCGGAUCAGAUGACUUUGAGAUCCGAGCAUUCCAGAAUGAAGAAGUAGUUUUCGAGUGCACGGAGACAAGUCGAGUGCUGGCACUCACAGCGAUUAAGAAGCAAAUGUUCGGCUAUGCUCUUCAGAACGGCACCGUAGGCGUCUACAAAGGGAAGCACCGUGCAUGGCGUGUUAAAUCGAAGAACGUUCCAACGGCAAUCCACAGCUUUGAUAUCGACGGUGAUGGAGAGAAGGAGAUCGUUAUGGGCUGGAGCAACGGCAAGUUCGAGGCGCGAAAGCUGGCGAACGGAGAAGCCGUGCAUAAGGAAGUGCUUAAAUCGCCUGUGGCGGCCCUUGUGACGGCAGACUAUCGCAUGAAUGGCAAAGACGAGAUUAUCUGCUGUUCAGCAGACGGAGAGAUUCGCGGCUAUUUCACUGCCACGGGUGAUUUUCCUGCCCCAGGAGUGUCCAGUACUGGUACCAAUGAUAAGGCAAGUCAGGAAGAGAAAGAGGUAGCGAAACUGUCCAAACAUCGAGCAGCGCUACAGCUGGAAAUCAAGUCGUUAGAGGCAAACCAGGCCGGUACUGCGACAGCAGGAAAAGGGCUACGUAUUCGAGCCGACACCAACCUCAAGGUAAGCUCACUAGCAAGUAAAAGCGCCCCAAACUUUGAGCUCGAAGUGUCGACCGAGAACGACGCAGUUAUCAAGAUGGUAAUUGUGUUUGAGUCCGAAGCGGGUAUCUUCGAGGGCGAGGCUUUGGUCGUUCGUCCAGCAACUAUGAGUUCGACAGUUCGAAUUCCGCUGAAUGUGACUAAAGAUGCUGCAGCGCGUCUCGAUUUCAAGGUGCUCGUAGGUUCACGUGGCCAUCACACGUCCUUUCACGUGUUUGAAUCCACUUUCAAACUGCCAAAGUUUGCUGCGUUUCACCACAUCACUGGUGAAACUCCAGGCCCACAGACGACGCCGGAAGGAUCGGUGCGUUUCAAUACGCCAGUGAAGCCACAGCAAAUGUACUCAUGGCUGGACAACGCCUUUGUGUUAGCCGAGUUGAUCCCAGAUAGUUCUCAAGCCCAUUUAAUGUUCCGUUCGCUUCGCAACAACUCGCGGCUCAACAUCUCCGUGAAUUCACAGGAGACUGUGAUCCGAACGGACAGUAUGGAGCUAGCAGCUGAACUUGUUCAGCACAUGUGCGCAUUCCUUGAAUGGCGAGACCUUGAAUCAGUGGCAGAUUUUCCUCAACAAAUGGAGGAAUUCCGUAACCUGCUCGUGAGAGUUGAUGAGAGCAAUGCUAUUAGGCUCAAGCUCACAGGUGAAAUGGCUGACGAUUCCAAUCAGGUCAAGAAUCUCAUCAUCCGCGUCGAAGACUUGCGUAUUCUCAACGACAUGCCUCGUAUGCGGCGGUUCUACUCCGAGUUGUUCUCACUGAACAAUCAGCUUUUGGGCGAGUACACAAAGCGCAGUACGAACCACCAGGCACUUCUUGAUGCUCUCAAGGAGGUUAACAGCAUGAUCCAGCUUGCUGCGCGGUUGCGUUUCGGUAACGCAAAGUCCACGGUCAUCGCAGCUUGUCGCAAGGCGAUCAAGAACAACAAUAUCCACGCACUCUUCUACAUCGUGAAGACAGGGAAAGAAGAACACCAGUAA